Myxocyprinus asiaticus (Chinese sucker) is the source of this 5322-nucleotide messenger RNA. RefSeq names its product neuronal cell adhesion molecule-like. The transcript is spliced from 33 exons. Lineage: Eukaryota; Metazoa; Chordata; Actinopteri; Cypriniformes; Catostomidae. Gene Ontology annotation, cellular component: axon; plasma membrane. The record is from RefSeq and is a predicted model, not a curated record. Bases 387 to 4292 code for a protein of 1301 amino acids. Gene Ontology annotation, molecular function: protein binding. Gene Ontology annotation, biological process: cell-cell adhesion; axon guidance.
GCUCGAGGAGAAAGAGCAGCGCGCGAACACAGGCUGCAGUACGCGAGACUACACAACAUACCAUUCCCAGAUAAAUCCAAUCACUUGUAAACGGACGGGUCGAAGAUUCAGCACUGUAAUAGAGUUUCAAAAGAAGCAGUCUGAGUACAUUUAGGUUCGGUCUUGGUUGUAAAGACGGAGACUGUGACGCGAGGUGGAGUGUCCACACCAUCUGAGCUGCUGACGUCUGGUUCAAACGAGAGGAUUCACUCUCUGUUACAGUCUGAGCAGUGUGACUGACUAGUCGUGGAUGCCCCUGCAUGUUUGAAUGGUCACAGUGAGUGUGGAUCACAAGGCCCAGUUGCUUUGUCGUGGAGGGGAAGGAUUUCUGUGUAACACACCCUGCCAUGGACAAGAAGAGGAAUCGUAUGCUCUGUGGUGGAGCUAUGAUGAUGCUGUUGCUUGGUCACAUGGCCACUGCAUUAGAAGUGCCUCUAGACCCAAAAGUUCUGGAGGGAUUGCCACAGCCUCCCACAAUAAUUCAUCAGUCCCCCAAGGAUUACAUCAUCGACCCUCGGGAGAACAUCAUUAUCCACUGUGAGGCGAAAGGAAAGCCUCAUCCCAGCUUUUCAUGGACACGUAACGGCACUCACUUCGAUGUGGAGAAGGAUUCAAAGGUCACCGUGAAUCCCAAUUCAGGCACUUUGGUCAUUGACAUCAGUGGUGAGAAAGCAGAGGCAUACGAGGGCAUUUACCAGUGCAUCGCCCGCAACGAGCAUGGCUCUGCUGUGUCCAAUAACAUCUUCAUCCGUCAGUCGAGGUCCCCCUUGUGGUCGAAGGAGAAAAAUGAACCAAUCACAGUGCAGAGAGGCAUGUCUCUAGUACUGCAGUGCAGACCUCCGGCAGGCCUGCCUCCACCAAUCAUCUUCUGGAUGGAUAACAAUUUCCAGAGGCUUCCCCAAAACAGUCGUGUGUCCCAGGCUUUAAACGGAGACCUUUAUUUCUCCAACGUGCUCAUUGAUGACACCAGAAAUGACUACAUCUGCUACGCCCGCUUCCCACACACUCAGACGAUCCAACAGAAACAGCCCAUCACUGUCAAUGUGCUGGACAACAGCCCAUUUGGAGAGAGAGCACCCUCUUUCAUGCACCCUCCAGGGACACACAGUACAGCCACGGUCCUAAAAGGAGACACGCUGGAGCUGGAAUGCAUCGCCGAUGGCCUUCCGACACCAGAUGUCUCCUGGAGUAAGGUGAACGGGGAGCUGCCAAGCGGUCGUUUUUCAUUUCACAGUUUCCAGAAAACUCUGAAGAUAACGGAGGUAACAGAUAUGGAUGGUGGAGAUUACCGCUGUUUAGCCAAGAACCGGCUGGGGAGCAAUCAUCACGUCAUCACUGUUGUUGUCAAAGCGGCUCCGUUUUGGAUCAGCGCCCCUCGGAACCUCAUCCUGGCUCCAAAAGAAACUGGAAUGCUCACCUGCCGGGUGGAUGGAAACCCUAGACCCAAGGUCACCUGGUCUGUCAAUGGAGUGCCUAUCGAGAACUCACCCAAGGAUCCCAGUCGGAAAAUUGAAGAUGAUGUCAUCAUCCUCAGUGAUGUCCCGAUGGGAUCCAGCGCAGUUUACCAGUGCAACGCCUCUAAUGAAUAUGGUUACCUGCUGGCCAAUGCCUUUGUCAGCGUCCUGGCUGAACCUCCAAGGGUGCUGACUCCUCCAAACCAUGUGUACUCAAUCAUCACCAACAGUCGGGCAUUGCUAGACUGUGCUUCAUUUGGCUCUCCCCUUCCAAAGAUCACUUGGUUUAAGGACAGUCAAAGCAUACUGGAUGGUGACUCAUACAUCAUUCAUAAGAACGGUACCUUAGAGAUUAAUGUGGCUCAGCCACUAAACAGUGGUAAAUACACCUGCAUGGCCUCAAACAAUCUCGGCAACAAAGAGAAUCACGUAUACCUGGAGGUAAAAGAGCCUACACGGAUUCUAAAACAGCCAGAGUAUAAAGUGGUCCAGAGAAACAGCAUAGCUGUGUUUGAGUGUAAGGUCAAACACGACCCCACUCUUUUACCCACCAUGAUAUGGCUUAAAGACAACCGAGAACUUCCUGACGAUGUUCGAUUUGAGGUGGGCUCUGAUAGUCUGACUAUACAUGAUGUAACAGAAGAUGAUGAGGGGACCUACACCUGCAUCAGGAACACCACGCUGGACCAGGAUUCAGCCAGUGCUGCGCUUACAGUAGUCCAGGCAACACCAAUACCACCUGUAAUACUGGAGCAACCAGACAUGCCCACAGACCUGGAGCUGACGGACCAACGAGAGCGCAGCGUUCAGCUGACUUGGACCCCUGGAGACGAAAACAACAGCCCUAUUAAAUCAUUCCUUAUCCAAUAUGAAGAUUCGCUCCAUGAGCCUGGAAUCUGGGUCAAUAUGACUGAGGUUUCAGGAACCAGCACCACGGCCCAUCUGGAACUGUCUCCAUACAUGUAUUACUCAUUCAGAGUUCUGGCACUCAAUCAAGUGGGUCUGAGUGAACCCAGCGCGCCAUCCAGACAGUACCGAACCAACCCUUCACAGCCUGACAUGAAUCCAUCAAAUGUUGAAGCCAUUGGAACAUCACCUGACAGUAUGACCAUAACUUGGAAGGAGCUGACAGGGCUGGAGUCGAACGGUCCAGGUCUACAGUACAAGGUGAGCUGGAGACAGAAAGAUGUGGAUCAGGACUGGAAUUCACUCACUCUUGCCAAUGUCUCACAGUAUGUGGUGACAGGAACGGACACUUUUGUGCCCUAUGAAGUCACAGUACAGGCGAUCAAUGACUAUGGAUCGGGCCCCAGGCCUGAGGUGGUGUUGGGAUAUUCAGGAGAGGACUCUCCCAGUAUGGCCCCAGAAAACAUACAGGUUUCUGUUCAGAAUGGGACAGUAGCUGAAGUUCAUUGGGAUGCUGUUCCUCCUUCAGCAGUCCGAGGGCGACUAAAGGGGUACAAGGUGAGUUACUGGAAGUUGAGAAGUCUACACGAGCAAGAACCUGAGCCUGAGAAGCCACAGGUGCUCAUCUUCAGUAGCAAUGACACAGAGGGUCAUCUGCCCGACCUCCAUCCCUAUAGCCAGUACUCCCUCAAUAUUAGGGCCUUCAAUGGGAAGGGAGAUGGACCCACCAGCUCUGAUCAGCACUUUGUAACACCAGAAGGAGUUCCAGGGCCUCCUGCCGAUUUCAGAGUCAGAAAUCUGGAUCUGGACUCAUUGGUUUUAGAGUGGGCGCCACCUCUGGAAGAUAAUGGCCCCUUAACAGGUUACCUGCUCAAAUACCAGCCUAUUAAUACAACAGAUGAACUUGGGCCUCUCAAAGAGCUGUUACUACUUGCAAAUGAGACCAGCAUCACUCUUGACAGCCUCAAAUACAGCACACGCUACAAGUUCUAUUUGAACGCCAUGACAGUCAAGGGCUCGGGGCCCACCAUCACAGAAGAGGCUAUCACAGUUAUGGAUGAAGCUUUAAUUCGACAUCCCGCAGUAGAGGCGGGUAAAGGCUCAGCCCCCCCUCCACCACCACCAACCCCCCCUGUCACUCAAUCUUUGCAGCCCUCAUUGCACAAUGCGCCACCUGCUGGUAGGAUGUUUGGGAGCGUGAACUCCUCCGUGGAGGAGGACCAUGCUUUGAUAAGCUGGGAAUAUUCUGGUCCGGAUAGGAAUGUUUAUGUGGAAUAUGUUGUUGAUAACAGUAAAGAACCCUGGAAAACAGAGUUUGUAAAUGGCACUCGGACAUAUCAGAUUAGAGGACUAAAGCCGGGGAUGUCCUAUAGGGUUCGGGUGGUAGCCAAAGACCACUCCGGCGCAACGGUCCACAGUACAGAGGAGCUGUUGAUUACAGUUCCAGCCAUGACCAACAAGCAAGUUGACAUAGCCACACAGGGCUGGUUUAUAGGGCUGAUGUGUGCCAUUGCUUUACUGAUACUGGUACUCCUCAUCGUUUGCUUCAUUAAGAGGAACAAAGGAGGCAAAUACCCAGUAAAAGAGAAAGAAGAUGCCCACCAAGACCCAGAGAUCCAACCCAUGAAAGAGGACGAUGGGACAUUUGGGGAGUACAGUGACACUGAGGACCACAAGCCCCUCAAGGGCAGCCGGACCCCUUCCAAUGGCACAGUAAAGAAGGACGACAGUGAUGACAGCCUGGUCGAUUAUGGAGAAGGUGGAGAUGGACAGUUCAACGAGGACGGCUCCUUUAUCGGCCAGUACAGUGGAAAGAAGGAAAAGGACACAGCAGAGGGCAACGAGAGUUCGGAAGCUCCAUCCCCAGUCAACGCCAUGAACUCCUUUGUGUAACUGCCUGAAAAUGCUCCAUGACCUUUGACCCAUCCAAGACCCAGCCCCCUUUGUCACACCAUCAUAUGGAGAACAGGCUGUCUCUAUUGCACUGUGACUCCCUGACAUCACACAGGAAAUAGGCAUCAAGCAACAAACAAUGACCCUCAUUAGAAUGUAAGGAAUGUGGAGGAGAGAGAGAGAGAGAGAGAGAGAUGCAAAAUGUCAUACAUAUGCAAGAGUAUACGUAUACUGUAAGUACCAGAGGGCCAGUCCUUUACCUUUAGCUUUACCUUGAUUGGUCAAAUGAUAUAUAGGUGUAAUCACUGUAUUAUCUUUUGGCAAGCAUACAUAUAUAUCAAUAUAUGUGUAUAUGAAUAUAUACUGUAAAUUGACAUAUAUAAGAAAAUAUUUAAUUAACAUGGCCCCAUCACUGUCAGACAGCAUUGUAUCUCACCAUCUUGUCCACUGGACUUGCAUGGAAUCACUUAAUCUAAUCAUCACGCCCUCAGCGAAUCAACGUUAGCCAGCGUUGUGUAGACUGUGAAUCUUGUCCGAAUACGACGCUCACCUUUGCUUCAAAGCUAAUGCCUGUCGUGUUCUGUCGUCAGUGUUCAAAUCGGUAUUAUACACAUUUAAAGCACCAAUGUCUUUGUGGGCAUUGUUGUGAAGUAUGUGACUGUGUGUAAAAGCUAUUAGGCGUCUUUUUUGACAGACAGAAGCUCUAUGAAAAUACAAAAACCACAGUAGAAUUUCAAAACUGGAUAUCAGAGAUGAAAAGUAGCAUGUUUAUGACACAAAAGCACUCUUUGCAGACAAACUGUCACUCACACACACGGACAUGUUGUGUCCUUUUUCAGUUUUCUUGUGGUAAACAUUUUGAUAUAUUUAUUUAUUUACAACAGAUUUUUUUUUUUUUUUUUUUUGCUGUUUUAUCCCUGAAAAAAAAAAAAAAAAGACACUGAGAAACUUUAAAAAUGUUAAAAAACUUUAAUUCUCUCAUCAUUUACUUACCCUCAUGGGAUCCCAGAUGUGUAUGACUUUCUUUCUU